Tachysurus vachellii is the source of this 982-nucleotide messenger RNA. Its product is annotated as glutathione S-transferase omega-1-like. The record is from RefSeq and is a predicted model, not a curated record. Gene Ontology annotation, biological process: glutathione metabolic process. NCBI's taxonomy places the organism in Eukaryota, Metazoa, Chordata, Actinopteri, Siluriformes, Bagridae. The coding region runs from base 124 to 846 and encodes 240 amino acids. The transcript is spliced from 7 exons. Gene Ontology annotation, molecular function: glutathione transferase activity; glutathione dehydrogenase (ascorbate) activity. Gene Ontology annotation, cellular component: cytoplasm.
CCCUUUAAGGUGCAGUUUUAUCAGCGCCAUCAGUUUAAAGCUGUGCCUUAUCCACAUUCACACUUCCGCCUUCUGUCACAACCGAGAGUGCGCUGUGUUUUCACUUCUGUUAGCUCCAGACUUAUGGCUUCGACCCAGAAAUGUGCUGUAAAAGGAAGCUGUGCUCCUGGAGUUGUACCCAAAGGCAAGAUCCGACUCUAUAGUAUGAGAUUCUGUCCAUAUGCCGAGAGAACCAGACUGGUGCUUCAUGCCAAGGGAAUAGAGUAUGAAACUAUCAACAUCCAUUUGAAAGAUAAACCCGAAUGGUACCUGGAGAAGAACCCUCUUGGCGCAGUGCCUGCACUGGAGACACCCUGUGGUCAGGUGGUCUACGAAUCAGCGAUUACAUGUGAAUACCUGGAUGAGAUAUACCCUGAGAAAAAACUAUAUCCCUCUGACCCCUUUGCAAAAGCGCAGCAGAAGAUGUUGCUGGAGGAAUACUCAAAGGUCAUUCCUCUGUUCUAUAAAAUUCCCAUGAGCAAAAAUAAAGGUGAGGAUGUGUCCGCAGUAGAAGCAGAGUUGAAGGAAAAGCUCUCUAAACUGAACAAGGUUCUUGUUAACAAGAAAACCAAAUUCUUUGGAGGUGAUUCAGUCACUAUGAUUGAUUACCUGAUCUGGCCAUGGUUUGAGAGGGUGGAUGCCUGGCAGCUCAAAAACUGUCUGGAUGCCACUCCAGAGCUGAACAACUGGAUUUUGCAGAUGAAGGAGGAUCCAUCCGUGAAGGCGCUUAUGUUCAGCUUAGAUACCCACAAAGCCUUUUUUACCUCAUUUAUGAAUGGGAAUCCCAAUUAUGACUAUGGCUUAUGAAUGCAUACUGUACUCUGUAUAUAACUGAAAUGUUUUUUCAGUACAGAUAUUUGAACAAGUAUAAUGCUUUGUCACAGACUGUGUCAUAAAUUUGCAUUAAAGUACCUUUUAAUAAAUUCCAGUUUUGAACGUUGCA